AUGAACCUCAGCCACGAUGCCCAGGCAGAGAAGGCCCGGCUGGGGUCUGGAGCCCCACGGACCCUCAGUUCGGGGCGGGGUGCUCCCGACCCAGAGGACCCAAGGACCGGCCUCCCCAAGGGAGUCGGUCACCCAGGAGGAGUUCCUGAGCCCCGGUCGGGCCUUUGGAAGUCAGUGACCCAAACAAGCUGGACCACGCGGGGGCCCCCGAGCCGAGCUUUCCGCGUGAGCGCCAAGCGCCAGCCCACCGCGCGGCAGACGUGGCUGAGACCCCCUGCGCGGGGUCAGGCUCUGACCACAAGCCCUGCCUUUCGCUCCCUUCGGCAUAAAGCGGGUGCCCGGUGCUCGGAACCCGCAGCGGUGCAGACGCACUGCUCACGACCCCUGCGCCGCCCGGGCGCUGAUGCCGGGACUGCUCCGCCGACGGACGUCCCUUCCUGCUCUCCUCCGCCGGGCUUAACUUCCGUCUCCGUCUCCGGCUUCCCAGUCUGGGGCGGUCCCAGCCAUCGCUCCACGGAGAGCUCGCCCCGCCGCGGACUCCGCUGUCCCCGACCGAACGCCCCGCGCUGCCGCCUCAGGGCCUCUGGGCGGCGAUCGCGGCUGGGCCUUUGCUGA
This is a messenger RNA of Rangifer tarandus platyrhynchus (Svalbard reindeer), 615 nucleotides long. The record is from the annotation of a GenBank genome assembly. Lineage: Eukaryota; Metazoa; Chordata; Mammalia; Artiodactyla; Cervidae.